CCCCGUUUCUUUUGUUGCGCUCUCUCUCAGUAUUCUCUUGGGACUUACAGCUUCCACAUAUCUUUGCUUUUUUCCUCUCUUCAUCACUUUCACUUCAUUGCUCACCAUUUGGAAUUGUGACAAGGGAACACAAAUCUCAACUUACAUUCCAACAACAUAUCAGAUCAGACAGACAACAGGAGUAGUUGAUAGGUGAAUGAAUUGAAGAUUAAGAGCUUUCCUGUUUUUGGCUUUGUUUCACUCUCAAGCUUCAAAUCGAGGAGAAUAUUCAGAAAGGGAAAGAAAAUGUGAGGGGAAGACUAAGAAGAUAAGAAAUCCAAAAAUGGAGUACCAACUCUGCUGAAGAAUAAGAGCUUUCCUCAUCCUUAGUUUGUGUCACACUGAAGAGAUGUAGUCGUAUCCAGGACAAGAAAAUCAAGCUCAAAGGGAUGGGGGAUUUGCUAUCACCAAUAGUGGAAAAAGUGUUUGAAUAUGUGGUUCGUCCGGGUUCUAAGCAGGUGGCCUACAUCCUCCAUUACAAGCAAAAUGUAGAUGAUCUAAACCAUAGUGUUGCGAAACUUAUAAGUGAAAAGCAAAUUCUGGAACACCAACGUGAUGAAGCUGAUAAAAAUCUAAAAAAUAUUGAAGCUAAGGUCAAAGAAUGGUUACUGGAGGUGGAUGAAUUUGUGUCUAAAUUUGAGAAUUUUAUGAAAGAUGAAGGCACAAAGUCAAGGUAUCCUCACUUAUGGAAUAGGUAUAGACUAAGCAGACGAGCAACAAAGAUGGCAAUGGACGUUAAGAAGUUAAGAGAAGAGAUCCCCAAGCCUCAUGAAGUUGCCUAUACGGAGAACGUAACAUCUAAUGAUGUCACUUUGUCUAAUGUUGGCUACAUGGAUUUUGGUUCUAGAAAAUCCACAAUGAAUGACAUAUUGGCAUCACUUCAAGAUUCCACGGUCAGAAUGAUUGGGCUGCAUGGGCCAGGUGGUGUGGGUAAGUCCACUUUUGUCAAAGAAAUUGCUAAAAUAGCUCUAAACAAGAAGAUGUUUAAUGUGGUGGCUAGAGUAGAAAUAACUGCCAAUCCCAAUUUGCAAAAUAUCCAGGAAGAAAUUGCUCACGUGUUAGGAUUGAGAUUGGAAGCGGUUGGUGAAAAUGUGAGAGCUGAUUGUAUACGGAGGAGGUUAAAGAAAGAGAAGGAGAACACCCUUAUAAUAUUGGAUGACCUAUGGGACAAAUUAGAUUUGAACAAGUUAGGGAUUCCACUUGAUGAUGAUGAUAAUAACGAUGAUUUAAGUAAGAGGAGUGACCCAAAUAAUCUUAGGAGCACAGUGAUGAACAAAGAAAAAUCUCUUGGUGAUUAUAAGGAUUGCAAAAUUUUGCUAACCUCAAGGGAUAAAAAAGUAUUGUCUGAUAAAAUGGAUGUUAAGUCAAUGUUUUGCAUUAAGGAAUUAGAUGACAAGGAUGCUCUGAUAUUGUUUCAGAAGGCGGUUGAAAUACUUAAUGAAAUGUUCAACUUUAAACAAGAGAUUGUUAAGAAGUAUUGUGGGGGGAUACCCAUGGCAAUAAUUACUUUUGGCAAGGCAUUAAGAGACAAUAAUGACUCAAUGUGGGAAGCUAGGCUAGAAAAACUUAAAGAAUUGGUGGGAGUGCAAAAGCCUAUGGAAAUUUCUCUAAAGAUGAGUUAUGACCAUCUAGAAAGUGAGGAACUCAAGUCCAUUUUGUUACUUUGUGCUCAAAUAGGUCAUCAACCACUAAUUAUGGACUUGGUGAAGUAUUCCUAUGGUUUGGGUAUACUUGAAGGGGUCUCCUCGCUUAUGAAAGCUCGUGAAAUAAUUCAUACAUCACUAGAAAAGCUAAAAGGCUUAAGUUUGGUGUUGGAUGGAAGUUCUAUUAAUCAUUUCAAUAUGCAUGAUAUGGUUCGAGACGCUGCUUUGUCAAUAGCCCACAAGGAGAAAAAUAUAUUUACUAUGAGAAAUGGUAAACUUGAUGAUUUCCUUGAACUUGACAAGUGCACUUCGAUUUAUAUAUGCAACAGUGAUAUAAGCCUUGAUAAACUUCCUGAUGAUGUAAAUUGUCCUCAACUUAAUUUUUUUCAAAUUGAUAAUGAUGAUUCAGCUUUGAGAAUACCUAACGGUAUUUUUAAUGGAAUGAAAAAACUCAAAGUGUUAAUAUUGAAUGGUUUUCAUUUGUCAAACUUGCAAGAUUUAAUUGAAGGUCUAUCAAAUCUCAGAAUGCUUUGUUUGGAGCGAUGCUAUUUAGAUGGCAAUUUGUCAAUCAUAGGAACGUUGAAAAAAUUAAGAAUUCUCAGUUUUUCUGGGUCUCAAAUUGAAAAUUUUCCAGCGAAGUUGUGGUGUUUAAAUAAACUACAAUCUCUAGACAUCAGCAAUUGUUGCAUACAAAGGAUUUACCUACCUAAUUCUAUAUCAAGGUUGACUUCUUUAGAAGAGUUAUAUAUAAGAAAGUGCUUGAUCAACUCUGUUGUGGUAAAAGAGACAAAUGGGCAAAUUUCAUUGCUUUCUAGACUAAAACACUUGCAUCAACUGAAAGUGGUGGACUUGAGCCUCCCAAGUGUUGCAGUUUUUCCCAAGGACUUGUUCUUUGACAACUUAAAUGAUUACAAGUUUGUGAUCGGGGACAGUAAGGUGCUUUCAGAUGGAGAUUUCAAGAUGCCUAAUAAGUACGAACCGUCUAGAUUUUUAGCAUUGCAGCUGAAGGACGAUACUAACAAUAUUCACUCUCUAAAUGGGAUAAAAUUGUUGUUUAAAACAGUUCAAAAUUUGUUAUUGGGAGAGAUAAAUGGUGUCAAAAAUGUUAUUUAUGAGUUGAAUUUGGAUGGAUUUCCAUAUCUGAAACACUUAUCUAUCACAAAUAAUUUUAGCAUCCAACAUAUCUUCAAGGCAAAGGAUUUGGCUCGUCCUCUAGAUGUUUUUCCCAAAUUGGAAUCUUUAUGUCUCUACAAUUUGUUGAACAUAGAGAUGAUAUGUUGUAGUCCAGUUAAAGAUGUCUCAUUUACCAAAUUGAAGACUAUUAAAGUCAAGAUGUGUGCCCGUUUGAAGAAUGUCAUCUCAGUUUACAUGGUUAAACUUCUUUCUAGUUUAGAAACAAUUGAUGUUUCUAACUGUGAUUCUAUAAAGGAGAUUGUGGAAAUUCAUGUAAACUCUGAUAAGGUUGAGUUUCUUAAGUUGCGCUCUCUGACUCUACAAUCAUUACCACCAUCAUUUACUAGUUUUUAUAGUAGAGUAAUGGGAGACAUCACAGAUCCUCUUUUUGGUGAACGGGUUAAAAUUUCAAAUUUAGAGAGUUUGAAUUUAUCCUCAAUCCACGUCCAUACGAUAUGGUGUGACCAGUCCCUAUCAAGUUUUUGCUUUCAAAACUUAAAAGAAUUAGUUGUGAAAGACUGUAAUAAGUUGAUAUAUUUGUGUUCAUUGUCUGUGGCUAGCGGUUUGAGCAUGCUAAAAAACCUCUAUGUAAGUGAGUGUCAUUCGAUGGAGAAGGUUUUUUGCACCGAAGGAAAUGGUCCACACAAGGUCUUUGUCUUUCCAAAGUUGGAGGAAAUCCAUGUCAGCAAAAUGAAAAUGUUAACAGACAUAUGGCAGACUGAAAUGAGUGUUGAUUCCUUUUGUAGUCUCAUUUCUUUGCACAUUGAAGAAUGUGAAAAAUUAGACAAGAUUUUUCUGAGUCACAUGGAAGGAUGGUAUGCAAGUUUGGAAAAGUUGAAGGUUGUUAAUUGUCAGUUAGUGAAAGUGAUUUUUGAAAUCAAAGAUUCUCAACAAAGAGAUGCAUCUGGUGGGAUAGACACAAAUUUACAAAGAAUUUUUCUUCACUGUCUCCCAAAGUUGAAGCAAGUGUGGAGCACGGAUCCAAGAGGAAUUCUCAACUUCAGAAAACUGCGGAAUAUAGAUGUAUCUUCUUGUGAUAAAUUGAGGAAUGUCUUUCCGGCUUCUAUGGCCAAAGAUGUUCAAAAUAUUGAAUACAUGUCAGUAAGAUUUUGUUGGAGAAUGGUGGAAAUUAUUGCUUGUGAAGAUGGAUUAGAAGCAAGCUAUGAACCAUUAGUAUUCCCUGAAUUGAUCAGCAUGGAAUUAUAUUACCUACAAAAUAUGGAGCAUUUCUAUAAGGGGAGACAUGGUAUAAAGUGUCCAAAAAUGAAUAAGUUGAGAGUGGUGGAUUGUGAGAAGCUUGAAAUAUUCCAAAUAGAGAGAAGUGACAAAACAAAUGAAGAAGCAGUACAAGUUUUCUCAACACCUAAAGAGGUUUUUCCCAACUUGGAGUAUUUGGAUAUUCACUUUAAGCAAGCAGAGAAGUGGUUAAUAUUGAGCAGCAAAAUGUACAUAAUGCACAGUUUAAAAGAGCUUAUUAUCUCCAGCCCAGUUAGUUUUGACUCUCUCUACCAGUUUCUGUACAGAAUGCCAAAUCUAGAAAAGUUAUCGCUUUGGGAGUCAGUGCCAAGUGCAAACAUUGCACCACAGGAAAGAUUAGGAACCGUAUUACAGUUGAAGGAAUUGGUUUUGUCAAGGUCAGGUAUAAAUGAUAUAGGACUUGAACGACUCCCGUUUCUACGGAGACUUGAACUUUUGACCUUACAAAGGUGCCACAAUUUGAGCAUUUUAGCUCCUCCCUCGGUAUCAUUGACUUACUUGACAUAUUUGGAAGUAAAGUCAUGUAAAGGAUUAAGGAAUUUAAUGGCAUCCUCAACGGCCAAGAGCUUGGUUCAACUUAAGACCAUGAACCAAUGA
Cajanus cajan (pigeon pea) is the source of this 4709-nucleotide messenger RNA. NCBI's taxonomy places the organism in Eukaryota, Viridiplantae, Streptophyta, Magnoliopsida, Fabales, Fabaceae. The record is from RefSeq and is a predicted model, not a curated record.